GCCAAAUACUUUACCGGCACCGACAAACAGACCUGAGGCCCAGAAUGAUGACGCCUUGUUCAGGAACCGGGCCCUGCUUUUCCACGGUCUGGACUGUGCCGUAGAAAGCGAGACACGCCUUCUCAUGAUGUGUGCAAUUUAUACAGCCCGGUGAGCCUUCUCCCCCGGCUCCAGGAACGCAGUGGUCAUUCCGGAACGUUGGAUCAAUGCCUCCUUCAAGUACUCGCGUGUCCGUGGUUGAGGAUGUGGUAAUUCCUGCCCAUUUACUGGCUUCAACAACACCAUCGAAUCAUCUGUGGAACAGCUCGCAUUGUGAUCGAUCAAAGCAGGGCCCUAUUCAGCAGGCAAUCCAGACAGCCGCAUUUGAAAGGGAAUGCGGACGUCUGCGCCGCUCAGCGACUAUUAGCGGCCACCAACCCCCAAAAAUCAGAACAAUCGCGAAUACUCGACGUCUGAGCGAACCGCUGAGUAUAUCCGAGCUGAGCAGCAUCACUGAAAUCCAAUCACCAUGCUUCUCCCCGCGUCCGGACUUUGAUGCCCGUGCUGAAGGGGCACCUUCCAAUUCGGUUCCCGGAACCCGGGAUGGCGCAUGGCCUCUUCCACCACGUCCACAAAGCUACCGAAUUUCUCGCAUCGAAACCGGAACUCGGCCCCGUACAGCGCGACAGGCAGCACGACAUAGCAUCUAUGAUAUCUACCAGAAAGCCAAAGAGCGGCGGGCCGCAUUACAACGGAAAUACUGGGCUCAGGUGUUGUUCGAAUAUGCUGUCUACUUUCUCCUGAUAGCAUUCAUCUACCUUGUCCUCGUUGGUAUUCCACUCUGGAAGGGUGCAGUCUGGUGGCUUUAUUAUGUGGUGCGCUUCGAAUUUGUGAUUCAGGGCGGUUGGGCGAUUACGAUAGGAGUUGCGUUUUUCUAUGCCUUCGGACCCUUGCUCGUCUCUUUCGAAAAGGAUCCUCCUGCAGCACCAGAGAAGCUAGAAGGCCCCAAUCUAGAACACAACCGGAAGACAGCCCAGGCCACAGCCCUACUUGUUCCCUGUUACAAGUCGGCAAACAUCAUUGGACCUACCUUGGAAGCAGCCCUGCGCAUCUUCCCACCCCAGAACAUUUUCGUGAUUGCCAACGGAAACGCUCCGGAGCCACUAGACAACACUGAGGAAGUUUGUCGUCCGUACGGAGUGAAUCAUCUGUGGUGUCCGGUCGGAAGCAAGAUCAUCGCCCAGUUUGUAGGCUGCUAUGCGGCCAAGCACUUUCCCAACGUGUUGCUGAUCGACGACGAUUGCGCUCUGCCGGCCAAUUUCCCGGUCGUGAGUGACCGGUUGAAAGGACGCGUACAGUGCAUCGGGUAUACUAUCAAGAGCGUCGGGCCUGGAUCAUCGCGAGGGGCGUUUUGCCAGCAGGCACAGGACUUGGAGUACAAGAUCUCGGGUCUGCAGCGCGCCUUCGCGGGUGUUCUGGGCAGUGCUACAUUCCCACACGGCGCCAUCUCCUUGUGGCGCACGGACUUUCUCAAACAGACAUUCCAUGAUCAUCCCGGCUUCUCAGUGUCGGAGGACUGGUUCUUUGGAGAUAGCUGUCGCCGGCUGGGCGGGCGCAUCACCAUGUGCUCGGCGGUGUUUGUCGAGACCGAAACUCCAUCGGCGGUGUUCUUCAGCAGUGGUGGCUCUCGCGGAGGGUUUGGCGAGAUGACCAUUUUCAAACAACGCUUCAUGCGUUGGAACUUCUUCUUCGUCAACGGGAUGUACUUCAACAUGAAGUAUAUUCUGUGUAAUUGGAACCUAGGCUGGUGGGAGCUGGGAGCCAAAGUGUUCGUCUUUCAGGAGGUGUACGAAACGCUCCUCUAUCUUGUGGCGCCCUUUAUGCUCCCCAUCUCCUUCGCGGUGCGGCCGGCCUUCUGCGGGAUCAUGCUGGGCGCCACCAACGGCUUAUACUUCCUCAAUGUUGUCCUCUUCAACCUCAUUCACCUGCGCAAGAAGAAGGAGUCUGUCAGCUGGACUUGCUUACUUGUCUACUACAUGCCCUACAAGAUUGUCUUGUUUCUGAUCAAUGUGGCCAGUUGCUACUGGUCGCUGUUCAAGUAUGCCCGCUACUUUGCCAAUCGUCAUCCCAAGGUGAUCGAGGAUGACAAGGCGGUGGAGGUGGUCCUUCGUCUGGAAGAGACAACUAGUCUGCCCUCAGAAGAGACGAAGAUCCUCCCUGGGCUGGGGAGGAGUUUUUCAAUCACGAAGGUACGAGCUCGGCGGCCUACGAAUGCCUCGCAGCAGCCGUCCGUCAGCAUUCGGGCGUCUCUGGUCGGUGUGGACGGGAAUUGGAUUUAG
Aspergillus fijiensis CBS 313.89 is the source of this 2318-nucleotide messenger RNA. Its product is annotated as glycosyl transferase. Bases 207 to 2318 code for a protein of 703 amino acids. The record is from RefSeq and is a predicted model, not a curated record. NCBI's taxonomy places the organism in Eukaryota, Fungi, Ascomycota, Eurotiomycetes, Eurotiales, Aspergillaceae. The transcript has 4 exons.